AGUUACUCUGAUGAAAGUUACUUCUCAGGAACUUCCCAGCUAAGCAUUCUUAUUUAGCUGAAAUUUGGUGAUUUACAUGAGUAGUCAUUGCGAUGCUUAAAAUGUUGAGCUAAUUAUAGUUCACACUAUUUGCAAAGUUUUUCAAAAGAACGUGGAGAUUUGUCGUAAGCCGUUUAAAGGCGUGAAGUGAAGAUUGAACAUGGCGGAUCCUGUGAGCAGUUACGAUGCCAAACUGCUGAAAAACCUUGGUGGUGUUGGGCUUGUGAUGACUAUUAUUUUCACCUUAUCGGUAUGUUGGUUAAAAUGGUAUCAUAUGGUAUCCCCUCGACCUUCAAUAAAAUCAGAUUUUCAUUUUUUACUCUUUUUUAAAUGUACAAAGGUUGUACUGCUCAUUGCGAUAAUUGUGAAGCGGCAAAUGCUGAGGAUGUUGCUACUUUCAAAAAGAGGACCACACUCCCCUGUUGGUAGUGAUGCACCCAGGGUAAGCUACAGUACAGUGAUCUUUGGUGAUGUUGGACAAUAAGUCUUUGAAAUGGGUCAAUUACAGUUGUUUAAAACCAACCAAACACAGAGAAGAACAAUGCUUCAUAAACUGACACAUUAUCAGACCACCUCACCACCUAAAGGAGACUGGACUGGCAGUCUGCCAUUGAAAUGGUGGAAUCUACUUUGGAUUUGAGACCCUUCUGAGAUAAAUGAUAAUACAUAUACGUCAUUAUUAGCAACAUUAACAGGCUAAUAUUUACUAAUGAACUGGAUUGCAAGCUCAGCUUUGCUAUUUGGUUCUUUAACCCUUUACACCCUAACAUCGGUAUGCACAGUUUCCAUACUAUUAUCUACAGAUUUCCUAAGGUGCUGACAAGGAUAAUUUGUUUAACAAUCAAGGGCUUUGUCGGUUGAUAAUCAUUUCCUUUAUUCUCAUUAUCUAAAAUGAAUGAUUCAGCAGUUUAAUUGUCUGGAGAAACUAGAUGCUGGUCACUCUUAGGGUUUUUAAAAAGGGUUAACCAAAUAAAAUUGAAUUUUUCUCCUCAGAAUUUGGGAAGAGAGAUUACUGCUCAUUUGCAAAGAAUUUCCCAGUUAAGAAUGGAACCUAGGAUGUUAUCGGAACAAUUCAACAAACCCGCAGAUGGUACAUCUAACUUUGAUUCUCCUUCAGGUUAGUGCCGUAAAUAUUGUGUAGAUAUUUUUUUUUUACAGGCUGUAAGUGCUAUUUUUUGUUUCAAGAAAAUUCUGCCACCAACAAUCAUCAAUCUGCAUGGGGUUGGUGGACUAUAACCCCAAUUUCAGGCCUUCACAUAUGUACUGUGCCUGUCAGACAUGUUCUCACUCAGAUGGCAUAAACACAAAUCAUAGGUUCAUAAAAUUAUAGGCCUAAACUUACUCAAACUCUCUUGCAAGAGUAGAAACAGGAGAUAUUGUAGCAGAAACCUCACUGCUACUGUUAGCCUUGGAUGUAUUGCCAUCUCAUGAUUUCAUUUCUGGAUAAGGUCAAUUGGAAAGCCUUGCAUUGCAAAGCAUCAACACCCUUUGGUGAUUCCUCUCAUCCAUUUUGAAUGAGGUUUCUCUAGGGACUGUUAAGCUUUAUACUAAGGGUGAUGUGUGUAAAGGAGAUUCACAAAUGCUUCAUUAUGCAUGCAUCUUCCUGAUCAGCCAUUUUAUUCUUAACAGAUCAAUACACCAGAAGCUAUAAAUACAGAAUGAAAGCCAUGGAUAAGAUGACAGAACUAGGUCUGCAAAAUGUACCAGUUUUCUUGUUUUAUUUCUUAUUAAUACCUUGUCACUUCUAGCUUUAAGAUAUACAAGCAGCUUUGACUUUCAAAAGCAGUGUAAUUUCUCAAUAUCUUUCUCUACCACAGAUGAUCUUUUAUGCACUAUUGACUUCAAGUACAGCCGCAAAAAGAAACAGCCAGUCAGAGAACACCUCAAGUCUUUACAGGGGCCGCCGAACAAUAUAAUACGUGGUGGAGAUGACACAAUCAGAGAAGUUGCAGAUAUGUAUGAACAUGCAAGAUUUGAAACCAAGGUACUAAACAAUAUAAUUAAUUUCCAUUUGGUAGCAAAAUAUAUCCUUAAAUCCAUUGGCACCAAAGCGAAAAAAAAAAAAAAAAAAAAGGGGGGGGGGAGGGAGAAUGAAAACAAUCCACUCCCCCCCCCAUUCCCACAUGAGAAAUCAUGGGAGGAGAGAGCUCAAAGAAAUAUUUGUAUCAUAAUUUGGAUUGCUGGAGAAAAAAAGUAACACAAGUCAGCAUAUGGUAAUUUAAAAUUGUUUUUAAAGCUUGAUGACUAGUGGAAUUACCAUCACAUGGAUUAAACUAGAUCUACUUAAGUAGCGUAGUGUUGAGUAAAAUGUUAAUUUGUCUUAUCUUUAAGGAAUUUGGUGCAUUGCAGUACAGAAAGUUUGCAUAUCUUGUUGAAGAGCUGAAAGACAGGUGUGGUAUCUUAGGUGUAUUGAAAAUUACAAAUCACAAUGAUGUGCAAGUGUAUAACAGUGACUAAUACUGCCUGUCUCAUUUAAAUGCAAGCCUUAGACCAUAUGAUGUCCCCUCUUUAGAAGGGUUGUCUCUCUUCUGUUGAUAUUCUCUAGUCAUCUUUUUCAGUCAAAAAACUUUUUGAAGUAAUUUUAUGUGGAAUUUUCUUCUUGAGUGUUGGUUAAUUAUGAAUAAAAAUCUAUUACAUGCAAAUAAAAGUUAAUUUGAAAGAAAUUCAAUAGAAUUUUAAUACUAAACUGUAUGAUUUAUGCAAAUCUAAUCCUGUUCUAUAUUGGUCCUAACUAAAAUUGAUCUAAAUCAAAAUAAUUUUUCUUUAAACACAGAUAAAAAAAUGAACUUAAAAAAAAUGAUUAAACCUCUUCGAUUUUUCUUCAUUUUUUGUGCCUAGGGUGAAAGAUGAGUACCAGUGUCCCAAUGUAGACACACUUGUGUCUCCUUCUGUUUCUCAAUUUAACAAGAAAGGAAAACCUGCACUUGUCUGAUCUCGCAAUCAACCUCUUUGUUAGUAUAUGGUCUUAUUAAUUCCCAUGAACACUCGACUUAUGACUACCCUUUACUACCUAGGAGAGCCAUCUUACAGCUUCUUCUUCUUCUUGCAUGCAGUUAAAGUAAUUUUUAUCAAUAUUUUAAUAUUGUUUUGUAAUCAUAAUUAAUUGCUCUCUUGUUACUCAUCAUGAAUUUGCUUGCUAAUUUUAAAGUAAUUUUUAACCUGCAUUAUGCCAAAAUUUCAUUAAAUUGCAAUCCUCAUUUCCUAAUUUUUCUUUUGCAUAACAUAUAAAAUAUCUGCCUCAUUUGAGAGUAUUUUAUUUUUCAAGUAAAGUUCAUGAGAUGAACACAAAGCAGGUAAUCAAACAAAGUAUAUUUACAAGUUCACUAAUACCACAAACUAAGGUAGUAGUUUUUUAAAUUAAAAUUUAAUGAAAUUAUAAAUACGUAAACAUUACUUCUAAUAAAUAUCACUGUGAUGCUAAACCUUUUAUGAUAUUUUUUGUAUGUUUCCUACAGCUCUCAGGUAACAAAAAAAAACAUUGCUGUUAACAUAAGCUAAUAAACUCAAUUAUUGAUAACAGAACUUAAUAAGUGCCAUUAUUUCAAAGAGAGUUAUUUAACCCUUUAACUCCCAAAAGUGAUUAACAUGUAACUUUUCCCUUAGUAUGAAGUCCAUACAUUAUCUAGUAAACAAGUAAUGAGAACACUUUUAUCAAGUAAAAGUUGUUAUCUUGAUCUAACACCAAACUCUUGUAACUAAUUUACAAGGAAAUGUCGAGCAGCUUUAGGGGAGAAUUAACAAUCAGAUGUUGGGAGUUAAGGGUUCACAUGUCAUUUAGUUAAAUGUUUCAUGUUUUUUGUUUAAUUCUCUUUUUAUGUGGUUACUCUAUCUGCGACAGUUGUUCCAUUCACUGCAUCCAUGAUGUAAGUUUGUUUUUCAUAAAUUUGUUCAGGGUACGUCUUUAUGUAAAUGUUCCUGGAAGUCUAAUAAUUGCUGGAAACAGUAAAAAGCCAAUCAGAAAGCCGCCAUCAAGCACAAAGAUAGAGGAACCAAGUAUGGAAGUAAAAGCAAUACCAGAAACAGAAGCUGAUUCUGGGAACAUGACAAGAAGUGGUGCCAUGAGCAUGUGAACUUUAACAAACUUGGAGACCAUUUGACUUUUCAGGAAUUCUCUUCAAAGACCUAAAAAUUUCUUAUGCCUGUUUACAGGAAAGAAAAUUUUUGCUCUUUAGUAAGAGGAAGUAGUUAAGUUUAAUUUUCUGAAAAAAUGUGACAUCUUAAAAAUAAUGCAAUAUAUGACUGGAAGAAUGUUCUAGGGGAACCUGUUCAAAGAGCAAAAGGUGUCAGUAUUGGAAAGGCCUCCAGCAGAGUGUUGAUUUUAGCUGUGGGCUUUCAUCUGGGAUCUUGAUUUGCAUAUUUUGCUUUAGGUAGAUUUUCUCAGGAACCAAUACUAAUAUUGAAUAAAGCUUUGUUAGCUUAUUGUCUACUGAGUGAUGCUGUACAGUUUGUUUUGCUGGUAAUUCAGCAAAGCAAAUAACUACCAAAACAAAAUCUGUAAAAAAAAAAUUAUUAUUUACAUAAUAUAUACUUUAUAAGCUUACAGUGAUACAUAGUUUUCUGUGGUUUCUUUAGUCACCAUCAUCCUCACUGUCCAUUUUAAAGGGCCUUGCAUUAUAUUCUUCAGGGUCACUGUCAUCACUUGAGUGAUUCUCCAGAACUGUUUCUUGAUACCUUGUACAUAUAGUUAAGUUUUUGAAAGAUAUUUAACAUGUACAAAUCAUGUCUAUCCUGUAUUUAAAUGAAACGAUCCAAGUUGAGCAAUUCAAGCUCAGCAGUGUUCUGUCUGUGCAAGCAAGAUUAAUGCCUUCAAGACCUAUUUUAAAAGUAGGAAAACAGGAAGCAUGUCUGAAAGUACUUGGGCCCUCCAAAUGGUAGAGUCUAGGCACAGUCCUCAAACAGUUUCUGCAAUUAUUUUACAUGUCAUAAUGAUGCAUAUGAAAAGCAUUUGAAGAGCAUGUAAUAAAUGAGAUCCCUUUCAAAUAGUGUUUCACAUGCUUUUCAACAAUGUGUAAUUUUUUAAAUUAAAUUGUGAAAACUUAUAUUCACAAGGGCUUCAAGAGUCAAGAUUGACUGUGAUUUGUAAAGGAACACAAACAAUCUGUUACUCAGUUUUUCCUGAGGAGCUUCUGAGUAACAAGAAUCUGCUUCUUGUACAUAUCCCCUGG
Molecule: messenger RNA, 5204 nt
Organism: Pocillopora meandrina
Lineage: Eukaryota; Metazoa; Cnidaria; Anthozoa; Scleractinia; Pocilloporidae
Source: the annotation of a GenBank genome assembly